Thermochaetoides thermophila DSM 1495 is the source of this 1461-nucleotide messenger RNA. RefSeq lists its product as uncharacterized. Gene Ontology annotation, cellular component: mitochondrion. The record is from RefSeq and is a predicted model, not a curated record. NCBI's taxonomy places the organism in Eukaryota, Fungi, Ascomycota, Sordariomycetes, Sordariales, Chaetomiaceae. The transcript is spliced from 2 exons. The coding region runs from base 1 to 1461 and encodes 486 amino acids. Gene Ontology annotation, biological process: mitochondrial tRNA threonylcarbamoyladenosine modification.
AUGAGAAGCUUUAUCACCAGGCUUGCCCCCAGGCUAGCCACCCGUAUACCCAGGAGAUAUUACUCCUCCGACCCGCGCGACCCGUACGGGCCGUUUGACAAGGCCCCAGUUGUCGACCCUCCCGCGCCCGAGACCCUCGUUACUCUGGCCAUCGAAACCUCAUGUGACGAUACGUGCGUGGCCGUACUUGAGAAGUGUGGCUCGGCCGCGCGCCUACUCUUCGAAAAGAAGGUCACUUCCGAUAACAAGAUCUAUGGCGGCGUACACCCAGCUACGGCCGUCGAGUCUCACACCGCCGCCGUUGCGCCCCUCGUUCGCGAGGCCAUCCGAUAUCUUCCCAACCGCCAGCCAGGCAAGCGGUCCUUUCAGUAUAGAAAGAUGACCACGGGUGAUAUAAUCGCCUUUAAGAGGCUACCCGACUUCGUCACAUCGCCAUCCACCACAUGCAAGCCCACGCUCUCACCCCUCGCCUGGUCCACGCCCUCCGCCAGCCCUGGCCCAAAACCACCCCAACCAAAAGCCCCUUCCUACAACCCCGACUUCCCCUUCCUCACGCUCCUCGCCUCCGGGGGGCAUACCCAACUCGUCCUCUCAAACAGCCUAACCUCCCACACCAUCCUCGCUGACAGCCUGAACAUUUCCGUCGGCGACAUGCUGGACAAAGUCGGGCGGACCCUCCUGCCCCCCGACAUCCUCGACGCCGCCAACGACGUGAUGUACGCCGCGCAACUCGAACGCUUCGCCUUCCCCGUCCCCGACCCAACCCCCUCCAACCCCUCCCCUAAACCAGACUACUCCUGGUACGAAGUACCCCCGACCCGCGCCGACGAGAUCAAGCUCUUCUUCCCCCCUGAGCCCUACAAAUGGUCCCUGACCCCGCCCCUAUCUCAAUCCCGUGACAUGGCCUUCGACUUCUCCGGCUUGGGAGGCCAAGCGCAGAAGAUCCUAACCCAAGACCCCAACCGGCCGCUGGAAUCCAUCCCCAUCGAAGAACGCCGCGAGCUGGCCCGCGGGGUAAUGAAACUCGCCUUUGAGCACCUCGCUUCCCGCGUGCUCUUCGCCCUGCAAGACAUGCGCGGCGCGGUCCCGCACAGGUCCAAACAACACCCGAGUAACCUUCAGGCGGCCAAAAAGAUUGGCACGACCCGCGCGCGUAAUAUCCGCACCUUGGUCCUUUCCGGAGGAGUAGCGAGCAAUGCCUUCCUGCGCAAAGUGCUACGGGAUAUGCUGGACGCGCGGGGGUUCGACGACGUGGAGAUUGUUGCGCCACCGCCGCAGCUGUGUACCGAUAACGCGGCCAUGGUGGCGUGGACGGGCAUGGAGAUGUAUGAGCGGGGAUGGCAGACGGCGUUGGAUGUAUUGCCGGUGAGGAAGUGGCCGUUUGAUCCGGCGCAGUCGGGAGGGGGGAUCAUGGAGAUUGGCGGGUGGAUGGAGUGGAUGCCUCAAGGGGUUGAGUUGUAG